Trypanosoma theileri is the source of this 936-nucleotide messenger RNA. RefSeq lists its product as uncharacterized. Bases 1 to 936 code for a protein of 311 amino acids. The record is from RefSeq and is a predicted model, not a curated record. Lineage: Eukaryota; Euglenozoa; Kinetoplastea; Trypanosomatida; Trypanosomatidae. The transcript has a single exon.
AUGAACUCUGCGCCCCUCGACACGUUCUUGUCGUUGUGGUUGUGUGUUGAUACUCCAGCAGACCUGUCAAAACUGUUGGCGUGCAUCACUGCUGAAGAUAUCAGCAAGAAGAAGGAAGGUUUGCGUGAUGAUGAGAUGAGGCGCGUGUAUGAAGCCUGUUGCUCUAAAGGCAGAGAGUGGGAUUUACUACAUGCACUCUUUACACUACAGCAGACGGCGACUGAUGUCCCACUGAAGUUGGUGGAUGUAAUGAUCGUUUUGCUUUGUUGGGAGGCGGUAUUGAUGCACUCGGUGCGGUGGUUUUUUGCGGAGUGUUCACAGUAUAUUGAACAACUGAUUACGCGUGGCCGCAGCGCGGAUUCUUUUGGUAGAGUUUCCUACGAGAAUGCCGUGAAGAACGUUGCGCUUGCUUUAUACAGCUGGAAUGAUGAAAUGUUAUGGCGUCUGGACGUUAUUCUGAAUGAGACGUCGUUUCAGAGUGGUGAUAACGGAGUUGCAUACCUGCAAACUAUAGGCGAUUCUCUAGUAGGCGAGAGUCAACAACAGGAUCAAGAUGAGUAUCAACAGAAAGAAAAUGAUAUAACAACAACAACAACAACUACUACUACUACUACUACUACUGAUAUUACUACUACUACUACUACCACUGCUGCGGUUGCUGGUGAGGAGUUUUCUAUUUCUACAUCAACGAUGGUCUUGUUUCCGUCAUUAUUAAUGUCAUUACCAUCCUCUUCUGGACUAGAGGAGUCCACCGCAGAUAUUGAGACAUAUGGUAGAAUGCGGUCAGCCGUUUCACAAUCACAUUACACGGGAGAUACAUCUAGUGACACAGCGUUGUUGGUAAGGAGUGCAAAUGAUAAGCUGUCAAUUGAAGAACAUGAUAAAAGGAAGAAAAGAAGAAAUAACAAUAAAAACUUUUCUUGCAAUGGAUGCUAG